UUCAGUUCUCAUGUACGGGAAGUAGUCUGAGGAAAACUACUCCAUCAUAUUGUCUUUAUAUUCACUGAAAGUGAGGUGGCAUACACGAACUGCAAAGAAUAACAGAGAUCAUUAUAGUCUGUUGCUUUCAACGAGGAAGCAAACGAACAGCAAGAGUUAAGAAUACUUUUAUUCUGAUUUUUUUUUUAUUAAACCAAGGAUCCGUUGUAUCCACAUCCUGAGAGACAUACAUAUUCAUAAAAAAAAAUUAUAUAAUACAAUAAUUUACCCAUUUAUUAUUUGAAGUAAAAUCCGCGUGAAAUUAUUUCAAACGAUCGCCUUCAGGUUCCGUUUGAUCCUUCAAGACAUAUACCAAAGAUGGUCACCAAAAGGAAGGUUUACAAGAAAAGCGCCCCAAACGGAAAGUUGACAACCUAUCUGGGACGACGAGAUUAUUACGACCACGGAACAUGGGUAGACAACAUCGAUGGUAUCAUUGUCAUUGAUCCCGAGUAUCUUAAGAAUCGAAAGGUGUUUGGCAUAAUUGUCGUUGCUUUCCGAUAUGGACGAGAAGACAUGGAUGUGAUGGGAAUGUCAUUCCGAAAGGACUUCGCAGUGAAACAAAUGCAGUUGUACCCUCCACUAGAAGAAAACAAACACCCACUCACCAAACUACAGGCUCGACUUCUUGCCAAGAUUGGGUCAAAUGCUGUUCCAUUCCAUUUCGACCUGCCAACCACCACUCCUGAUACAGUGUGCAUCCAACCAUCUGAAGGUGACGAUGGAGCGCCUUGCGGUGUUGACUAUCAAGUAACAACAUACGUUGGACAGAGCUUGGAUGAGAAAAUUCAUAAACGAAAUUCUGUAUCGAUGUCCAUUCGGAAACUGACUUAUCUAGAGGAUCGAAAAGAACCUCAACCUCAUGGAGAAAUAUCCAAGGAAUUCAAGUUUACCUCUGGAGCCAUGAAGCUCGAAUGCUCACUUGAUAAAGCGAAAUACUACUCUGGUGAAACUAUAAACAUAAACGUGUGUGUUGAUAACCCAACAUCGAAAAAAGCAAAGAAAAUCAGGCUUCAGGUUCUGCAGUAUGCGGAUAUCUGCCUCUACGAAACUGUCCAGUACAAAAACAUUGUUGCCGAAGUUGAAACGGAAGAAGGAUUUCCUAUAGAAUCUAAUACAUCUGGUUUCUGUAAAGUCUACAAAAUCCGCCCAAUUCUUGAUGCCGCUAAACGUCGAGCUGGCCUUGCCUUGAACGGCAGGGUGAAAUACGAAGAUACUGCUUUGGCAGCCUCGACUGAAAUGGCUGGCAAAGUUAACAAAGAAAAUCUUGGAAUAAUUGUAAACUAUAAAAUUAAAAUUAAAAUGACGCUUGGAUUCGGUUCAGGCGAUAUGGUUUUGGAAGUUCCAUUCAAGUUAGCCCCAAAUAGACUGAAGGGAAACUCUUUGAAGCCAGAAGAAAGAGCCAGUGAAGAUGAUAAAGAAGACUACGACUUGGUGAUGGAAGAAUUCCAGAGAGUUGCUGUGAAAGGAUUUGAAAACGAAGUCAGUGGAGGUUUGACUUCAAUGGGAGAAUAAGAGAAAAAGAAGGAUUAUUAUAAAACAGAAAAAUAAGCAUGACAGUGUUAACAACAAUUAUAUGUGGAGAUGUGAAGAGCGGAUGCUGGCCACCUGAUCUUUUAGACUAACACAGCAUGGACUUUGAUUUUUUUUUUUUUUUUUUUAAUGAGGUGAAGACAUUGUUUAACCAAUCAGGAAAUUGGCCAUAGAAAGGUAACAUUGCAUAUCUCUCAUCAAAAAUAUAUGAUGCUUUCAUUUCAUUCCACAUUCUCUGACAAAAGAGAGCGGAUCUAUUCUUGUAAAACCGAAUUUCAUUUUAUUUGUCUUUUUGUUAUCUUUUGGCUUUUUUCCUUCUUUUUUUUUUUGUCUACUUUUACCAUUCCACAUGGAAACUGCAAUCAGGAAUUAUUAUUAUGAAUUUAUGGUUUUAUUUUUAUUUUUCAAUUAUAUAACUUUAUUUUUAUGUAUUAUAUAAUUCAUUAUGAAUUAUAUAAAUUGUUAUUGUUAAUAAUAUAAUUUUUUAUUAAAGAUUAUAUAAUCUGAUGUUAUAUAAGAUAUUGCAAAUUAUAUAAAUUGUUAUAUAAAAUUUAUACACCCAGCAACCGUUAACUAUAUAAGUUAUUAUGAAUUAAAUAAAUUCUCAUGUAUUAUUGUAAUUUGAUAUAAGAAUUAUAUAAAAAAAUUAAAAAAUAAUAAAUCCAAGAUGGACAGAGAGAGAAGCCUGUGAAGCAACAGGCAGAAUAUUUUCCAGCUAAAAAGUAACUGAUAAAUAAUUAGUAUUUAUUGAGUAAAAUAUUUAAACUGUUUAAAUGGCUAGAAAUAAAAUGACAAUAUGUUGUAUUGCAUAUCUAUCCAACCUACGAUGCUUGCAUGAAAAACAAGAAAUAUAUAUAUAUAUAUUGACAAUGACGAUGAUGGUGAUGUUGAUGAUGAUGAUGAUGAUGAUGAUGAUCCAAUGAUUUGAUCAAUCAUUUUAUGGAGUAGACUAUUUUGUUAUUUUUUCUAUUUUUUUAAACAUUAGCUUCACAUAUUGUUUACGAAGUAUAUUGACUUAAAGUGGCUUUGAAGAAUUCGUCAGUAUUUAUAUAAAAUGAAAAAAAAAAAAUACAUGAAAGUAAAAUCCAAAGAAACUAGUGGUAAAUGGUAACUAACUUCACCAAAAUUUAUUCUCUGAAGUCGGUAAAUUUGGAAAAGUUUGUUUGCCAUGAU
Molecule: messenger RNA, 2745 nt
Organism: Octopus sinensis (East Asian common octopus)
Lineage: Eukaryota; Metazoa; Mollusca; Cephalopoda; Octopoda; Octopodidae
Product: beta-arrestin-1-like
Exons: 13
Coding region: 358-1554 (398 amino acids)
Biological process (GO): G protein-coupled receptor internalization; signal transduction
Cellular component (GO): cytoplasm
Molecular function (GO): G protein-coupled receptor binding
Source: RefSeq, a predicted model, not a curated record